UAAUUUUAGACGCAUCGCACUUGCGCGUCCAUUGCAAAAAAAAAAUUCCUGCACAGAGUUUUACAUGUUUGAUACAUCAGAUAUUAAAUAUCGUAAUGCAGGGGGAACCAUCAUAGUUGUGUGAAAAGUGUACCAUUUAUUGGUGAACAAUUACUCGUUCGCGACUCGUUUAAGUCUCGCUGGUCUCAUCCGCCGUGCGGCAUCUUUUCGUUUCGUGUUUUUUUUUGCACCCAAGCCAAAGUUGCGCCACUCAUACUCCCCUCUUACUUUGCGGGCCCGGCAGAGCAUUUCCAUCAAAAUGUCUUUGGAUGGCGCUAAAUUGCGGUAUGUGGACGAAAGCGGCUUGCCCGUGGUUGUGGCGGCCAAAGGACGCACCUUCCAAGUAGGCUCGUAUCUGAGCUGUGACCUGGUCCUGGAUGGGCCCCAGGUUGAGGAGGUGCUCUGCGAAAUAAAAUGCGACGCCUUCGGCAGGGUAACCAUCAACAACAAAUCGCGCAAGGAGCCCAUCCAUCUGAACGACAAGGUUGUCUAUGGCAAGCGGCCGCUGCUGCAUGGCGGACGCAUCACCAUACUCAAUCAGAUCUACACUUGGGAGUUUCCCAAGACCUCCGAGGCGGAGGAUGUGCCGCGCACUCCGGAACGUCUGUCGCCCAUCGAGCAGGCCUCCAACUCCUGUCCAUCCCUGAAGUUGCAUUCCCAUCGGCCUCAGAUCGACAAGCGUUUGACCGUGCACAACUUUCGCUAUUGCAUCAAUUCGGAUGACGAAGGCAACACGUCGAUAGAGUCGCGUGACCAAAGCGAUGCCCAUGUGGAGGCAGAUGAGAGCCAACGCUGCAAGACUCCGCCAAAUGCAGACGACGAGCCAGCAGCAACAGCUUCGGCAGCUUGUCAGACUCCGAAAGUAGAUCUUCUGGAUGCCACGCAAAACAAAGAGAACACAGCCACCCCACCAGCCAGUCACAAGAAGCUGCUGAAGCUCUGCGCCCUCUCCGAUGUGGUCAUCACCUCAUUUUCCCCCCGCGAAACUGGUGUCAAGACGGAGAAGUCCUUCACAUGUGUCCGCAAACCCAGCACGCCGACAAUCUCCACGCCCAAGAGCGUCUACAGCACGCCGAAGAGUGUGCUAUCGGAGCUGAAUGAGGACAGCUGCAGUCGGGAUCUGCUCGACUUCAGCACACCAUCCACAUCGAAGAAGGCCCGGCGGGAGACCUCCACCUCCAUGUAUCUCAUCGACCUGACAACACCACAAAAGCUGCGUCCCACGCUCAAGCUGACGCCCAUCAGUGUGUCCGACAGCGCCGAUGAGUCGUCAGAUGUCACGCCGCUCGUCAUAGACAUUACCAAAUCGGAUACGCCGCCAUCUCCUGCUCCGUCGCACCAACUGGCCAAGACACCCAAGCGACUGGCGGCUGCGGCGACCCCCAAGCGGACGCCACAAUCCCUGAUGAAACGGGCUCUGCUCACGAGUACCAAAAAGCAGAUUGCUGCGAAUCGGGUGGAGGCAACAACACCUGUGGCCACGCCCAAGCGCCCAUCUCUGUUGGAGGCGCGUCGUCAGUGCCUUACCACGCCCCGUCGCCUGCCCUUCCAUCCGCAGAAACGGACCCCUGCCCAACGAGCCGCCGAUCAGGAGAAAGCCAAGACACCCAGCACCUCGCCUCGGAAGCGCCCAUCUCUGUUCUUUGUGAGCCCCCGGGAGAACAAACUCUCCAAGAUGAGGAAGUCCCUGGCGGUGGCCAGACGCAGCCCCCAUGUGGAAAUGAGCAACAAGUUGGUGGCCAAGGCUCGACGCUCUCUCAGCAACUCUCCCCGAGACGGUUCCCCCAAGCCAGGGUCGACGCCUAGGAUCGGGUCACCCAGGCAUGGAUCGCCCAAGCCAGCCCUGUCCAUCACCCGAUCGACGCCUCAAACGAGCGAAAGCGAGGGGAAGGCAUUAAAUAUAUCUAAAAGCAAAUGCUCCACCCCAGAGAAACUUGACGAUUCCGAUGAUAACCUGAGCCGCACUUUUACCAUCAAUGAUCACGAUGAUGACGAAUGCGGAGAAGAGCCAAUCAAAGCGGGAUCUUCAGUCGAGGCUUUUGCUGCUUUGAUAACCGCAGAGAUGGACGGCACUGAAGCUGUGGCCACCAAGCCCAUAGAAGACAGCUUAAAGAGUCCCAGCCCAGUGGUAGCCGCUGAAGAGCCAUCAGUAGAUACAGGGGAUGCAGUAGAGGAGACUCCUGUCAUCGAUGAUAGCAUAUGUGAAGAGGUGCUCGUGGACUUGCCCGAGAAAAGCGACGAGGGUGCAGUUGUAAUUGAGGACAGCAUUUGCGAGGAGGUCCCCACAGAUCCGAAAUCUGAUGUGGAAGCUGCAGAAGUUCCUUCAGAGUCUUCAGAGAGUCUGAAAACGAAUAAACAGAACGAAGCUUCCGCUGUAGAACCCUCACCAGUUGAGCAGCCGGAUAUGGGAGUGGAAAAAGUAGCCCCAUCUUUAAAAACACCCCUGCCUAGGAGGAGCUCGCGCCGUCUCUCCGCCGACCAGAGGAUUGUGGCCACCACUCCGCGGCGCAGCACUCGUCGCGCCUCUGUCGAGGUUAAGUGCGAAAAAGAUGCAAUCAGCCAACGCACGCGACGCGCCUCUUUCUCAUCGGCCGACACCCAGGCCUUGGCCACGCCCACGCGAAAGCGGCGCCUGACCGAGGACAUGGGCACGCCAACGCGGCAGUCGAAGCGCCUUCUAAACACGCCCAAGCGGACCAAUUUAGUCGAUGAAUCAGUCGGCGACAUGGGCGCCAUUGUGGAGGAAGUUGCUACAGCAGAUGACGAAAGGGCAGCCGCUGAAGAUGAAGAUUAUGGCACAGAACUGGUCACAGAUGAGCCCGACCAUGUGGACUAUCACGGCCUGAGAGAUUUGCUAAAGACGCCCAAAAACUGCAGCACGCCGCUGUUCAAGGGAUUGCGGGAACUGAUGCAGACACCCAAGAUGCCUGCUUCGCCCAUACUGGGCAACAUUGAGGAGCUGCUGGAGGCCUCUGACAGCGUCUCAGACACACCCCGCAGGAGCAGGCAGAGACCACUAGCGGAAGGUGCGGAGGGCAGGGACCUCGACAAGAUUCUGAAGACUCCCAGCGCCAAGAAUAUUAUGGUACCCAAUGAGCCAGCCAGUGCGGUGUUGCAUUCGCGCAAGGAAUCUAACAGAGACUCGGUGGUGUUGAGGUACGACCUGAGCGUUGGAGGACUCACCCUGCCCUUGGACAAUAUCUUUCACGAUGUCCCCAGCACGUCCGCUGCACACGUGGAGGACACUGAAACCGAAAUAAAUGUGACCACCGUGAGCAUGGCGACUGACGCCGAUCCGCUGGCUGCCUACAAGCAGAACGACUCGGUCUCGUCGGAGGACCUGAUGAAUUUGAGUGCGGCCCCGACUUACAGCAAGACUGCGACGACCAGCACCACCUACAAAGCUGCCAUCAGGGCAGACUUGGAGCUCAGCACACUGACCGAGGAGGGAGGGGAGGCGUCUAGGCCCACCUCGUCAAGCGUCAAUGACAUAAGCGGCAUACAGCUGCUGGAUCAGACCUCGGACUCAAUGUUCUCAGACCCUCUGAUAGUGUCUGUCUCCGGUGUUGAAUCGGGCGGCGUGACCGUGGAGGAGACAAAGGUUCAGACCAUCCGUCCGCCAUCUGUCCCGAUCCCAGGUGACGAUCGCUCUGACACUGACUCAAUCAUUGGCAUGAGCGAGCCCUUGGUGUUCAGCGAUGAUGAGGAGGAUGCUGAACCGACAGAGACAAUUGCAGAGCAUGAAGUCAUUCCCAAGAAGAAGGUGGGGGAAGAAAUCAGCAGUAGAUUCCUUGAGGAGCCCAGCGAAUACGCUGCUACAGAUGCAACGGACACAAAUGGCAAGGAUGUGCCUAGAUCUGUCGAGGAAUCCAUGGGAGCUGACACACCAGCUGUAGACUCUUCAGUUGAUGAGAUUUCUUUGAUUGAGGUGCAAGAUAUCACGGCUGAAAGCAGCAUCAAUGCCACCAAACCCAGCGAAACCCCAGGCAAAACUCUGACUCUGCCCAACGAUUCUUCACUGGUAAUUGAACUGGAUUCAAGCGAAGGCACCGAACCGCCACAGGCUAAAGCAACGGAUGUCUCCUCUGUCUUGGAGGCGACGACCACAGAGUCCGAGAGCUAUCCUCUCGACUCUUCAAUCGAGUAUUCGGCCAUCGAAUUGAAUGUCUCAAGCUGUAGCAUUGCAAAUGCUUCCAUAAGCAGUAUCAGCCAGUCAUCGGCUACUCCUCCAAUCGCAAGUAAGGAAAUCGUACCUGGAGUAUCACCCCAGGAGUUGCCAGAGGAAAGCGCAGGAGAAAAGUCAGAGGUCGAAGUCGAUUCGUCGCCCAAAGAGUUGGCAGACGAAAGCACCACGGACAAGGUCACUGAAAGGACGCCUCUGGAAGAGACGUCAGAACGAAAAUCACCAAUCAAGCGGACACCAGAGGAUACAGACGAACAGGAGAAGGUGACUUGUGAAGAAUCUCCAGCUCCAAAAGGAAGUGAUGAUAUCCCAUCAGUUGAGAAUAGUUUGGAUAUCGUUGAGCAAACGCCAGAAGCAAACAAAACGCCUGCCGAAGCAUCUUUGGUUGAGGAAGGAACUGAGGAAGAGAAUGUACAGGGUGUUUCGGCUGUUGUAAACGCUAUUCAAGAUACAUUUGAUUCCGAAGAUCAACAGAUACUAAAAACGGUCGAACGCGAAGCCGAAGAAUCGCAAGCUUCAAUUGCGCCUGAAACAGCUGAAGAACCGGAAAGCGAAGCGGUUCCUGCUGCUGAUUCUGCAAGUGAACCAGCCAAAGAAGAAGCCCAUAGUCUGGAAGAUGACGCAAAUGUGGUGGACGUUACACAAGAAAUCAGCAUAGCUGAGAAUCGAAAGGAGGCUGAGACACUACCUGAGGAUGGGAAAAUUCAUUUGGAUGCAUUCAGCGUUACAGAAACCGUUGACGAGUCUGUUGAAGAGUCAAUCAUCGAUCAACCGCAAGUAGCUGAAGCAGCUUCAACCGAAGAAUCUUUAAUCGAAGUCGUCCCAGAUGGAUCCUUAGUUAAAGAGGUUCCAGAUGAAUCCCUAGUGGAAGAGGUUCCAGAGGAAUCCUUCGUGGAAGAGGAAUCUUUGAUUGAAGACGUUCCAGAGGAAUCUUUAGUUAAAGAGGUUCCAGAGGAAUCCUUAGUGGAAGAGGUUCCAGAGGAAUCCUUAGUGGAAGAGGAAUCUUUGAUUGAAGUCGUUCCAGAGGAAUCUUUAGUUAAAGAGGUUCCAGAUGAAUCCUUAGUGGAAGAGGUUCCAGAGGAAUCUUUAGUGAAAGAGGUUCCAGAGGAAUCCUUAGUGGAAGAGGCUCCAGAGGAAUCCUUAGUUGAAGACGUUCCAGAGGAAUCUUUGAUUGAAGUCGUCCCAGAAGAAUCAUUGAUUGAAGAGGUUUCAGAAGAAUCUUUAGUUGAAGAGGUUCCAGAGGAAUCUUUGAUUGAAGAGAAUCAAGACGAUUCCAUUGCAUUGGAAACAACUCUAGAUGAGAUUCGCUCUGAGGUUCAGCAGACCAAUGGUCCCAGCCAAAAGGAGAAGGAUGAUGGGACCACACUGGACGUGCCUACCAAUGCUGAAGCAAAUGAGAAACCUGCAGCUGGCGUGGAGGUCGCCAACGCGGUUUCCGCAGAACCAAAUAAUCUGGAUGAGUCAACUGCAGUGGAUCCAACGCAGGAUAUAAGCUUAGCUGAGAAGAUAAAGGAUAGACAGACAGAUGAGGUUAUUCAAUUGGAUGCCUCAAACCGUCUUGAAGAUGUUUCUACUAUCGAGGAAAUGCCUGAGCCUGAAGCAUGUCCAGUCGAAGUAUCUGCAGAUAAAAUGAUCAAAGAGGAUGCCAUUCAAGAAGAUGCAAAGCAAGCAUUGGACACAACCAAAAACGAGAGUCCAAGUGGAGGUGAACAGAGCAAUGGCCAGGACGUGGAAACUGACGAGAAACCUGCUUCCAGCGACGAAUCUUUAAUCGAACAGCCUGAAGAGGUUUCCAUUCUGGAAGCAUCAAGGGACAUGGAUGUCACGCAAAGGGAGGACAUCCCUGAGGUCGUAAACGAAGCAGAGAGAUCCCCACCGCAAGAACAAGAACCUGCUAGGGAGAACGGAAAUGACGUCAUCCAAUUAGAUGCCUCCAACAAUUUUGAAUAUGUGGAGGAAGCCCCAGAAGCUCGCAAGCCACCAAGCGAUGAACCACUUAAAGCAGCUGAUGAAGAGGUCGCAGCCCAAGAAGCGAAGACAUUGCCCUUGGAGGAGCCUUCAGUCCAGAGGAAAUCGACAAACGAAGACAAAGUCAUUACAGUCGAGGUUUCGGGCGAUGCAGAAACCCGUGCACCCGUCAUCGAACAGUCAUUUUCUGACAAAGAAUCACCUGUCCACACGACGGAGGAAGAGAAGACUGAUGCGAUCUCAGCUGUGGACCCAAAAGCAACACCGACAACCACAGCCGCAGCCAUCGAGUUACCCAAAGAAAGCGAAACAAUGUCCACAUCUGAUGCAGAAGUCAUCCAAGAGGCAGCUACAACCAACGAAGUGGCUGCUGUUCAAGAGGAUUCAACUCCAGAUGAACCCAAAGUACAAGAAAAGAUUGCUGUAACACCAGAGCUGAAUAUUCAACAAGAAACUGAAACUGAAACCGAACCUGAAGCUAAAGCCGAACUUCAUGACGGAUCCAGUGCAAUUGCGGAAGCUCAAGAGAGCCCCCCUUCAGUUGAGGAGUCUGCAGAGGUAGUAAAGGAACUGCCACAAUCAUCACCAGAGAAAGAAACAUCACAGACUCAUUUGGAAUCCUCCAAGGGACCUGUCUCUAGUGCCCCAAUUGCCAUCGCAGAGGAAAGCAGCCCUCUACCUGCAGUUGAGGAGCCUGUAAAUCAUUCAUUACCAGAAAAAGAAGAGGAACGCGCAGAGAUUCGCUCAGAACCCUGCAAGGAACCUGUUCCCAAUGCUCCACCUCCAAUUGAGGAGCCAUUAGGGGAAGUAAAGGAACUCUCCCAAUCAUCAUCAGAGAGGGAAGAGGUAUCAGCAGUGAUUCAAUCAGACUCUUCGAAGGAACCUGUUCCCAAUGUUCCAAUUUCCAUCGAUGAUGAAAGCACACCUUUAUCCACCGAGGAAAUUCAAUCAGUUUCCUCCUCAACGUCAGAGUCUGAAGAAGUAAUCGAUGAGACGCCCACAAAUCAAUCCCUAAUCGGUUUGAAUGCUGAAAACAUUCUGGAAAACAGACCCAGACCGUCUGCCAAUACAGGUCAAAGUGCGAACGAGGAGAUCCAAAUAAUAUCAGACGAUAGUCAGUCAGUGUCAUCCCCAAGAGAAGAAACUUCUAGCCAAGAUGAUGAUGAGGAUGAUGAGGAUUCUGUGGCCAUGGACAUGCUGGAAGAACAAGCCGAGCCUGUGGAUCUGCAUGUGAAUCGAAGGGAAACGACUACCAAAGUGCUCCCCUCUAAUGUCCAAAUGGAUGACGUCGUGAUUGAAUUGAGCGACUCAAAUUCGAGCCACGCCCCGCAGGAAAAAGUCCCGACACGAAGUGCAACACCCACAGUGGAAGCUGCCACAGAAGCACCUGCAGUCGAGCAACCUUCGUCUUCGGGUGCUCCCGCUGAGGUGGUGCAACCCAAAGGCGGCAUUUCUGUUACUGAUCCUGAUCCUGCAAAGGAAACUGAAGUUCCAGUCACAACAACUGAUGAUGCACCAAGUGAGGCGGCCACAGUUGAGCCUACUCCCGGCCAAGGCGUUGAAUCCCCAACUGAAAUGAAAUCUGCUCCAGAGGGCGGGGCCUCGAUCAGUGUCGAAACGCAGGCGGCGCCUGUGGAAACUGAUUCUGAACAGAACAAAAGGCAAACGUUAGCGACGGAGAAGCAGCUCGAAAGUAAUUCUGAAAACGGAAAUCAAUCGCUUGUAGAAAAAAUCUUGAAAAAAGUUGAACCAGAGACAAAAACAGAAAACCGGGAAAAGCAAGAGGCAGAGGUGGCAGCAGAAGGGGCAGCCAAGCAGGGGGCAAUGAAGGUAACAAGACUAGAGCGCAAGGACGAGCACUCGCACGCUAAGGAGGAGGUACUGCCUGCCGCCAAGAGGGUAACCAGAAAGGGCUCGUCCGUGGAGAGAAUUACAGAGGCCAGCGACUCGGAGAGGCCAAGGAGGCGGGGUCGCAAACCGACCGCCGAGGAACAGCCGAUCCUCGAGGAUAAGGAAGCCAACAUGGAGACGGCCAAGAGACGGGGACGAAAGCCGUCCAAAGAAGUAGACGAAGCGAACCCAGAGCCAGAGACGUCCAAAUCCAAUCUGGAAAAGCCCAAGCGACGUGGACGCAAGCCAUCAGCAGAGGAGGCAAAGGACAACGAAGCCAAGAACAAGGCGGAGGGGAUUCUGAAUGCCAUCGAAGAGGAAGAGAUGCCAUCCGAGCAGAGUAAACAGAAGAAGGAGCUGCUACCUUUAACUACAGAAGCUCGACCUGAGACAGCGAAGCGACGUGGACGGCUUCCAUCGGCGGAGAAGAAUGAACCACAGAAGGCCAAAGCCCAGGAGAUCGUGGCCCCCGUCAAAGAAGAUCACACAGUGGACUCCGAGCUCAGGAAGCCCCCAAAGGAGGUUCUGCCUGAGACAUCGAAGCGACGCGGACGACCUCCAUCUGCAGAGAAGGAGGCCGCAAAGGAUGAUACACAGAACCCCAAAGCCCUGGGGCUUCUGGCAGCUAUCAAAGAAGAUCAAGCAGCUGGGGCUGGGGCUGAACCAAUGAAGCCCCUAAAACGAACCCGUAAGUCCUCGGAGCGUGUAAAAACUGAACAGGCCAGCCAGCCAACAGCCACUAAAGAGGAUCAGACAGAUGCCCAGGCAGACAGACCCAAGCGACGUGGACGCAAGCCUUCCGUGGAUGUCGAGCUGGCAGCUCCGGAUGUCCUCGAGAAGCCCAGGCGACGGGGACAGAAAGCAGACGCAACAGCAGAUAAAGAACCAGCAUUAACGAAGCGCAUUGCUUCAGCGGAGCCCGUGGAUCCACAUCUGGAGGAGAUCACUGAGGAAAUCGAGCAAGAGCCAGAGCCAAAGAAGCUGCUGCUGGACGAGGAGGAGCAAAAGACGCGUCGACGCGGACGCAAACCCACAACCGAGUCGGUGGAUGUACCCGAGGAGCAUGUCGAGGCAACCAGCUCCCGGCGACGCGGGCGCAAGGCGACCGUAGAAGAAGCUAAGGUCGACCAGGCGGAGCCAAAGUCAAAGCGUCACAGCGCAGAAGGUGCACCCCUGGAGGCUCCUCUUCCCGAGAUCCAGGAAGCAUCAACAGCCAGCGUGAAGCCAGCACGACGAGGUCGCAAACCAAGCGUGGAUGUGGAUCUGGCAGAGAAGAAAAAGCCAACGCGAGCUGUCCGGAAACCAUCGGCGAGUAUCGACGAGGGGACACCCCAAGCCAAAAAGACAACGGCGCGACGAGGACGCAAAGCCUCCGCCAAGGAAGAAGGCAUCGAUGCGCAGCUCACUAACCAAGAAGCUCCCACAGGAAUCGUUCCGACCGUCACUGCCACCGCUUUGGGCUCCCCAGAGAAACCCAACGAUGGGGUGUACUCCUCGCCCUCCCACACCGAGGAUGAGCUGACACCACGACGACGCGAAGGACGGAAUAUUCCGCGGAAGAACUACACAGAAGUCCCCGACGAUGACAAGCCUAGCUCUGGAUCACGACGCAACCGCAAGCCGGUGACCACUGGCAAGGCAGCAGCCAAUACGCCCGUGGUGGAGGAGACUCCCACAACGCCAACACCCUCUCAAAAGGGUCCACCGACCGAGGAGCCAGCCACAGCCACCCCGACCACCCCGGAGAUACCCACGGUGACUCUGCCGGACCCCACAACUUCGAAGAGGCGUGAGGGACGCAAUCUGCCGCGGAAGAACUACACAGAAGCCCCCGACGAUGACAAGCCGACCCCGUCCCGCAGCCGGCGCCAGAGGAAUCCGACAGUCAAGGCCCUGGAGCUGAUUGUAGACACCACGCCCAGACCAGCCACGCCCAGGCGACGCAAGGGCAAGGCAGGCGCUGAGGAGCCGCACGAGGAGGAGCCUCCAGUGAAGAAGGCGGUCACAGAAGUUGCAGAGGAUGCACCAGCGGUGGCAACGACCGCCGCUGUUAAAGGACGUGGCACCCGUCGCAAGGCCGAGGAUGUGGCCGAAGCAGAGUCUGCAGAGAUGGAGGAGGCGGAGCCCAAGGCAGCGGCCAGGAAGAAUGCGCGUGGCAACGCACGCAAAGCCAAAGUCGGGACUGAGCCAGACCCAGAGGCUCAGCCGGUCGCCAAGAAAGCACGUGGUGGAGCCCGUGCCAAGACCCCAGUGGUGAUGAUUUCCGACGGGGAGCAGCCGGAGCCUACAAAGGAGCCGGUGGUGGCUGUGGCCGCCAAGAAACCAGCAGGCCGUGGACGCGGAAGAGCUGCCAAGGCAGCCCCAAUUGUCGAACCAGAGGCAGAGCAGCCAGCUCCGUCAACGGAAGCCGCUGCCCCAUCAGCCCCGACGGCACGCAGUGGCCGUGCCAAGAAGGUUCACUUCGAGGCCACUCCGGCCGUGGCAGAGCCAGCCUCCAGCAACGACGAGGCGCCCAAGAGAGCCACACGCUCCCGCCGCAAAUAAGGAACUGGUUUUCAUUUGCCAUCUUGCACUUAACCCAAUUGUUUUAUAUAUAAAUAUUCUCUAUCGUACAAUUUUUGUUAUGCUUUCACACACUUUACGAACUUCUGUAUAAUAUAAAAUUUCAUACAUUCAUACAUCUAUCGACAGCUCGAUUAUGCAUGGUUAUCUCUAAGCUCUAUCGUUAAUACUACGUACAUAUAUCCUAUCCCCUGUCAGCCCCGCAAAAGGUUCCCAUCCCCUUGCUCAGAAAUGUAAAACCCUAAUAGACUUAGGCAUACCAUAUACACAAAUAUACAUAUACAUACAUACAUAUAUAUAGUAAGACAUCCCCAAAUAAUAAAGAAAACUGAAA
This is a messenger RNA of Drosophila obscura, 10976 nucleotides long. Its product is annotated as titin homolog. The coding region runs from base 299 to 10624 and encodes 3441 amino acids. The record is from RefSeq and is a predicted model, not a curated record. NCBI's taxonomy places the organism in Eukaryota, Metazoa, Arthropoda, Insecta, Diptera, Drosophilidae. Gene Ontology annotation, molecular function: protein binding. The transcript is spliced from 7 exons.